UUCUACAUGGAACUGGCUGUCGGCCAGUACUUCAGUCUAGGACCAAUCGGGACAUGGGGAGCCGUUUGUCCAUUGUUUCAAGGGGUUGGAUUUGCAAGCAUGAUGGUGUCCUUCCUGGUGUGUGUUUACUACAACAUUAUCAUUGCUUGGUGUUUGUACUACCUUUUCUUGUCGAUGGCCAAGGAUGUACCCUGGAAGUCUUGUGGUAAUUGGUGGAAUACUGACAAAUGUUUUGCAGGGCGCAUUCCUGAAACUAGCUGUUCUGCUGUUGCAAACAGCAGUGCUUCCCUAGGUAAUGGUACUGCUGCCUUUGCUAAUAAAACUGCUGCCCUGGUUAAUGCAACUGCCUCUAACUGCACGUUGGCCAAAGAUUUCACUUCUCCACCUUUGGAGUAUUGGGAAAAUUAUGUUCUGCGCAUAACAGAUAGCAUUGGAGAUGCAGGAAUUUUUAGAUGGGAGAUAUUGCUUUGUUUACUUGCAGCAUGGAUUGGUGUGUAUUUCUGUAUGUGGAAAGGUGUCAAGUCAUCUGGAAAGGUUGUGUAUUUCACUGCAACCUUCCCAUAUGUUGUGCUUUUCAUUCUGUUUAUUCGUGGAGUCACACUUCCAAAUGCAAGUGAAGGCAUCAUUUACUAUUUGAGGCCAGACUGGGUGCGCCUGAAGGAUCCUAAGUUAUCUGUGGCACCUGCAGCGCUUCUAGAGCACAGCCCGGUUAAGGAANUUGCAAUGUACUUAAUAUUUGCUUUCUUUGGUAGAGAUGCGAUGAUGAUCUCACUAAUCAACUGUGGAACCAGCAUUUUUGCUGGCUUUGUCAUCUUUUCAACACUGGGCUUUAUGGCACAGGUUCUGAACAAAGACAUCACAACAGUGGCAGCUUCAGGUCCUGGCCUCGCUUUUGUUGUGUACCCAGAGGCUAUCGCUCAAAUGCCAGUAUCACCACUAUGGGCCAUUCUGUUCUUCUUCAUGCUGCUUACACUGGGUCUUGACAGUCAGUUUGGCAUGAUGGAAGCAGUCAUCACAGGUGUAGUUGAUGAGUACCGCAUAUUCCGAAAGCACAAAGAACUCUUCAUCCUUAUUGCAUGUAUUCUCUGCUUCCUUCUUGGCCUGCCAUGCGUCAUGCAAAAUGGAGCGUAUGUUUUGAACCUGUUUGAUUAUCAGUCAGGAGGUGUUUCUCUCCUGUUUUUGGGAUUCUUUGAAACUGUUACCUUAGCCUGGAUCUAUGGCACAGACAGAUUCUCUCUCGAUAUUGAGAAGAUGAUUGGUCGCCGUCCUGGAGUUUGGUGGUGGUUCUGCUGGAGGUUUUGUUCACCACUCAUCAUGGCAGGAAUAUUCCUGUUCAGCAUCUCCCAGUGGGGUGGAGUUUCCUAUAACGAUUACAAAUAUCCACCUUGGGCUGAAUUUUUUGGAUGGGUUCUGGCCUUAUCAUCAAUGCUGUUCAUUCCUGGAAUUGCAAUCUGGCAGUUGUACCGGACUCCUGGCACAUUCCUGGAGGUAUGUGUGCCUAAACUAACGUGAAGCCUUUUUCCUGAAAGUAAUCAUGUUGUAGUUGCUCAGAAUAUCAAUACAUAUGUAAGAUUGUCAAGCACACAGGCGACAGGCCGAAGAAGUUAUUUGCUGGAUUUUGCAUCAGGAAACAAAAUUCAAAGCUCUCUCCUUG
This is a messenger RNA of Orbicella faveolata, 1654 nucleotides long. RefSeq names its product sodium- and chloride-dependent GABA transporter 1-like. Lineage: Eukaryota; Metazoa; Cnidaria; Anthozoa; Scleractinia; Merulinidae. The record is from RefSeq and is a predicted model, not a curated record. Gene Ontology annotation, biological process: sodium ion transmembrane transport; amino acid transport; nitrogen compound transport. Gene Ontology annotation, cellular component: plasma membrane.